Molecule: messenger RNA, 2577 nt
Organism: Hippoglossus stenolepis (Pacific halibut)
Lineage: Eukaryota; Metazoa; Chordata; Actinopteri; Pleuronectiformes; Pleuronectidae
Gene: klhl23
Product: kelch-like family member 23
Exons: 4
Coding region: 177-1883 (568 amino acids)
Molecular function (GO): protein binding
Source: RefSeq, a predicted model, not a curated record
GUCCGCGGCACACAAAUACCAAAAUAGGAUCUGAGCUGCCUGCGACUGUCCUGCCUGAGCUAAAUUGAGCUUCAUGUGUUUGUCAGAGACGAUCUGUUCACACACAGGGAGAGAGAGGACACAGAGGAGUGUGUGUGUGUGUGUGUGGAGCUGCAGCCUUUAUUCAUGGAUAUAAGAUGAGAGACACCAUGUCACACAAAGAAGGCGACAUCUACACAUACGACUUCACUGAUGGAGAUCAUCCGUCGCAGCUCCUGGACGCACUCAGGCACUUCUACGUCAGCGGCCUCUUCACGGACGUCUCCCUCCAGUGCGGUGACUCCGGGGCGCAGGUGUUCCACUGCCACAAGGCGCUGCUGUCGGCCCGCAGCUCCUAUUUUAAAGUCAUGUUCACGGCUGACAUGAGGGAGAGGACCGACAGCAGCAUCACCCUGACCGGGCUGCGCGCCGAGGUCCUGGGCGCCCUGGUGAACUACGUGUACACGGCUCAGGUGCGCAUCACCGAGAGCAACGUGCAGAGCCUGCUGGAGGCCGCGGACCUCCUGCAGUUCAUCCCUGUCAAACAAGCGUGCGAGGAGUUCCUCAUCCGCCUCCUGGACGUGGACAACUGCCUGGGGAUGCACGCCUUCGCACAGCUGCACCUGUGUCCCGCACUGGAGAGGGAGGCCAGGAGAGUGAUGCUGAGCAGGUUCCCAGAGCUCGUGCUGCAGGAGGAGUUCCUGGAGCUGGACCAUGAGAGGAUGAGGGCGGUGGUGGCCGCACAGAGCCUCACUGUGCAGAGGGAUGAGGUCCUGAUAGAUGCUGUGGUCAAGUGGGUGACCCAUGAUUUGGAUAACCGCGUUCACCAUACUGUAGACCUGCUGCACUCCAUCCAACUGGACCUGGAUGAGAUUUAUUUCAAAGCGUCUCUAGAGGUGCACAGGCAGGGCUUGCUGAGCAGUGAUGGGAAAUUUAAAUCUAUGAUAACUAAGGCGUUAAGGUCCAAUAAUGGCAAGGAGUUGUGUGCAAGUAGAAAAAUGUCUUCCAGCAUGUAUAUCAUCGGUGGAUACUACUGGCACCCACUGUGUGAGGUCCACUUCUGGGAUCCUGUCAGUGACACAUGGGUGCAAGGGAAAGCAAUGCCUGACCACGAAAGAGAGAGUUACAGCAUCAGCUCACUGGGAGCAAAUAUAUAUGUGACGGGAGGUUACAGGACAAACACGGUUGAGGCCCUGGACGCUGUUUCGAUUUAUAACUGCGACUAUGACGAAUGGACCGAGGGUUGCUCCAUGAUCACAGCGAGGUACUACCACUGUUCCGUGGCGUUGCAUGGCUGUAUUUACGCCAUCGGAGGCUACAGAGGAGGAGCUCCGGAGCGAGAGACUGAAUUUUAUGACCCUUUGAAAAAGAAAUGGCUUCCAGUGGCCAAAAUGAUCCAAGGUGUUGGAAAUGCCACUGCCUGUGUAAUGGAGGACAAAAUCUAUGUUACCGGAGGCCACUAUGGCUACAGAGGAAGCUGCACCUAUGAAAAAAUCCAGGUCUACAAGCCAGAGGUCAAUGAGUGGAGCAUCAUUACAAUAAGUCCCCAUCCAGAAUACGGGCUGUGCUCUGUGCCUCUCAACAACAAGCUGUAUUUGGUGGGCGGACAGACGACGAUCGCCGACUGCUACGACCCGGAGAAAGACGAGUGGAGGCCAAUAUCAGUGAUGAAGGAGAGGAGGAUGGAGUGUGGGGCCGUAGUAAUAAAUGGAUGUAUUUAUGUAACAGGGGGAUAUUCCUACUCAAAGGGGACUUAUCUGCAGAGCAUCGAGAAGUACGACCCUGAGCUGGACACAUGGGAGAUAGUGGGGACUCUUCCUAGCCCAGCCAGAUCACAUGGAUGUGUGUGUGUUCACAGCGUGUAAUGUCAAACCCUCAUCACAUUUUAUGUUUAUUUAUUGUCAUUUUGUGCCAAAUCGAUGAAAGUCUGAACAGUAUGCUGUCAAAAUGCAAAUGCCAUGUAAACCGUCACACAAGAUGCCAAGCUAGCCCAUGUUUUGCACUGUAGAGAACUACACAACUGCCAAACUGUUCAGCAUCGACUAUGUAUAAAAAUGAAUGACAUGGCUCCACCUCCUCCUACUAUCUAGGAAUGAAGCCAAAAACAUCCCGUAUACAAACGCUGUCUACUUGCGCAUUUGGAGCCAGAGUCUCUGCAGUAGUGAUCAGGGGAUGAAGCCAUUGUAGUGUCAUUUUGUACGUUUUGUUUGGUCCAUGUCCCAUUUACUAACAUGGAGGAGGGAUUUAUGACCAAUACUGCAGCCACCCAGCAGGUGGCUUUUGAAUUGCAUUGGCUUAAUUUUUGUGGAGCAGUCAAGUCAUUCAUCUUUAUAUACAGUCUAUGGUCCAUAUAGUGAAGAACAAGUAUAUUACUUAACCUCAGGGACAACUAGUAUUUUACUUUACAUUUUUGAGUAUUUCUGUUUUAUUAGAUUAAAAGGAAAGACUGAAAAGAGAAAUGCAGAAUCCAGCUCAGACCAAUGAUGCCAAUGAUGAUCUUUUUUUUUAUAAAGCUGCAGCACCAGGCUGCUACUGAUUAAAUAAAUAUCUACAACUGUG